AUUUAUUUUUCUUAAAAUCUAAUUUAGAUGGCUUUGUGGUCAAGAGUGCAACAGCUUCAUGAUGAAGCUCUUCAGCAAGUGGGCCAAUUUUAUGGUGAAAGUUUUCCUAUAGAAGUUCGUGCUUCCCUUGCUCCAUGGAUUGAAGAACAACACUGGAGUGAAUUGGAUCCUGAUAAUCCACAACAUGACACUUAUUGUGCUCAAAUAGUGAACUCUUUGUUUCAUCAGUUAGAGCAGAAAAUAUCUGCACCUGAUCAAGAUUUUUUGAUGAGAAUGAAACUAACUGAAGCAGCUAAUGAGUUUAGGUCAAAGUAUAGUGGACAUCCUCAGCAGUUAGUUCGAGUGGUGAAACAUUGUCUUCAAAAUGAAAUGAGAAUUGUUCAGCAAGCAGAACAUUUCUUAAGAGGAGUUGCUGGUGCUAUGCAACUCCCUCCUGAUCCAACUCAAGAAAUAAACAUGGCCUUAGAAAAACUGAGGCUUUAUACUCAGGUAAGAAUUAGAGCUGUGUGGGAAAUUAACAUGGCCUUACAAAAACUAAGGCAUUAUACUUGGCAAACAAGCGAUGAACUUCGAAAAAUUAUUCAAGGUCAAGAAGCAUUUGUUAUACAGUAUCAAGAAAGCUCAAAGCGACAAGCACAACUCCAAAUGACACAAAAUCAAGAAAUAAUUGCAAAACUGACGAAAGAGAAGGAAAUGUUUGACCAGAGUAUACGGGCAAAAAUACAAGAACUACUUCGUAUAAGAAUGACAAUUCUUGAUCAAUAUCAAAAAACAUUUAUGGAGCUCAGUGAACUUCAAAAAAGGAUUCUGGAUACUGAAUUAAUAAGAUGGAAAAGAGGUCAGCAGUUAGCCGGCAAUGGAGUUCCUUUUGAAAAUAAUCUUGAUCAAAUACAAGAAUGGUGUGAAGCCCUGGCUGAUAUUAUCUGGCAAAAUAGGCAUCAAAUAAAACAACUUGAAAAUAUAUGCGGUCAAGUCCCCAUGAAUGCUCACGGACAAGUUGUUGUAGAUAAUUUAAUAAUGUUGAAUACUAGAAUCACUAAUUUACUUUCUUCACUUGUUACAAGCACAUUUAUUAUAGAAAAGCAACCUCCUCAAGUUAUGAAGACAAAUACUAGAUUUACUGCUACGGUGAGACUCCUUGUGGGCUCUAAAUUAAGUGUUUACAUGACUCCUCCUCAAGUCAGGGUUACGAUCAUUAGUGAAUCACAAGCCAUUGCCCUAUUAAAGAAUGACAAAGUUGCUCCUGGUGAUGCGAGUGGUGAAAUCUUGAACAAUUCUGGAACUAUGGAAUAUCAUCAAGGCACCAGGCAACUCAGUGUCAGUUUCAGAAAUAUGCAAUUAAGAAAGAUUAAACGAGCUGAGAAGAAAGGCACUGAGUCUGUGAUGGAUGAAAAAUUUUCCCUGCUUUUCCAAUCUCAAUUUAAAGUUGGAGGUGGUGAACUUGUAUUUCAAGUUUGGACUCUAUCCUUGCCAGUUGUUGUUAUUGUUCAUGGUAAUCAAGAACCACAUGCUUGGGCCACUGUUACUUGGGACAAUGCUUUUGCUGAACCUAUACAUGCUUUUCGGGAUAUAUUUGGCAAAAUACAACAUUUGGGGCGAGUACCGUUCCAAGUACCAGAAAAAGUCAGCUGGACUGAGGUGGCAGAAGUACUUAGUACAAAAUUUAAAUCCGCCACUGGUCGAGGAUUAACUGAAGAUAAUCUGCAAUUUUUAGCUGCUAAAGUUUUCAGAAGUUCCCAGUUCCAAGAUUACUCCAUGAUGGUGACUUGGUCCCAGUUUUGUAAAGAACCUUUACCAGAGCGUGGAUUUACAUUUUGGGAGUGGUUUUAUGCAAUUAUGAAAGUUACACGGGAGCAUCUUAGAAACUUGUGGAAUGAUGGUCACAUAAUGGGUUUUGUCGGAAGAACACGGACUGAAGAAUUGCUUUUGAAGAAAUGUAAUGGCACAUUUUUGAUCAGAUUCAGUGAUUCUGAGCUUGGUGGAGUUACGAUUGCUUGGGUUACGGAUUCUCAACAAAGAGAGGGUCAAGAGAUCCUCAUGGUGCAGCCUUUUACGAGUCGAGAUUUUGUCAUAAGAAGUUUGGCUGACAGGAUUUAUGAUUUAAAAAAUCUGCAAUUUUUAUAUCCUGAUAUACACAGAGACCAAGCAUUUGGCAGAUACUAUACACCUUAUUCAGAAAACCAACCACCGACUGUAAAUGGAUAUGUUCGCCCUGUUCUUGUCACUCAAAUUCCUGGAUGGUCAGGCUCCUGUGGCUUUGACAGCUAUCCAGGUACACCACAAUCCUCUGUUCUGCAAUCUCCCGAACCUGGAUACCAUGAUCCGCAUUCAGAUAUGCAAACUGGAGCUGCGAUCACCGAAGUGGACUAUGACCUUAUGAACAUGGAGUUCUCAUCUGAAAUGGAUGAUCCUGUAGAUUUCUCUUGCAUCAACGUCAAUGAUUUGAUACAGUAUCCAAAGUCAACCUGAAAAUGCCAAAAAAAAAAAAAAAAAAAAAAAAAAUCAUAACUGAUAGUCACCACUGUUAUUUUUCCAUAGCUUACUCAGCGUCCGGUAAAUAGAAGUGCAUUCUGGUUGUUCUUUGGCACUGACAUCUUUAUGGACAUCUCUUUUGAACUAGUGCAUGCAGUAAUAUAUUUUUAAUACAUAAGGAUGGGUUUAUAAAGUGCCAAUCAUUAUUUGUUUACUCUAAUUUUAAAUCUAUAGAUUGGUAGACUAUAUACUAUAGACUAAUCUAUAAACUUGGUAGAUUGAUUUGAAAAAAUGCUUUAAUUUCGGGCUGCUUAUUAUUACUAAAAUUAUAUUUUGCAUUUCUUAAGUCAUUUUGUUUGUUAAUUAGGUAGUACUGCACGCGUUAGUCUAGUAUUGGCAUCAGAUUUUAACAAAAUUUUGAAGGGUGUUAGGAACCUUUCCUGGAUCAAUUAAAUUAGCUAAUUAAUCUUUUCCUGAAUCAUUUAAAUUAUUUAAUUUUUUCCCUCUGAAUCAAUUAAAGGGAACUUUAAUUUCACUGCUAAUGCUGAGUCUAUUGGAAACUUGUCGAAUUCCGAAACAGUCGGCUCAAAAAAAUGUGGAUCCGUUUAAAGUAAGAUUUUUCAAUUAAAAAAGAUCUCGCAAUGUUCGUAUUUAAUUUAUCAAAAAUCAAACCCAUUUACAAAAUUGUAAUUUUUUCCCUUAGUAUGCAAAAAUCCAUAGUUUAAACGUUGAGUUACAUUUUUUUGCUGGGAAUUUGCUAUAGUAAGAAUUCAAGAUAGGUGUUUUUUUUUCUUCUUAAAAUAAUUUUUUUUUUGUAGUUUUGCAUACACAUGCAAAUAUAUCAAUGUUGAAAAAAAGUUUUAAAAAUCAUUAUACAGUAUUAUAUGUCAUGAUUUAUUUCAUUAUACUCAAUCUUUUUGUACAUAAAUGCAAAUAUUAUUCGUACAUGCAUAGAGGAAAAUGGUUGGGUAUAGUUUUUGAAAUAUUUUUUAAAAGUUACAAUCCAUUAUAAUAAAAAAGUGUCAAUGGAUCUUGUAGAAUUGACAUCCCCUGUCUUAGCGUGUUAAUAAAUUAGAUUCAAAAUUUUUUAUGAACCCAUUCAUAUGUCAUAGUGUGAUUUCAUUUAUCCUACCUACUAUAUCAAAGUAUAGAUUCAUUUGUUAAUUUUGCAUGGUUGCUUCUGACUCAAUUUACAAAUAUACAGUAAAUAAUCCGAACCUGUCCAGUUCAAGUCAUUAUUUUUGUACUCAUUUUAGAUCAUUAGUGGCGAACUAGCAAUCAUUUUAGUGAUAUACAUAACAUUAAUUUUGAGGAAA
Molecule: messenger RNA, 3788 nt
Organism: Parasteatoda tepidariorum (common house spider)
Lineage: Eukaryota; Metazoa; Arthropoda; Arachnida; Araneae; Theridiidae
Gene: Stat92E
Product: Signal transducer and transcription activator Stat92E
Biological process (GO): regulation of DNA-templated transcription; signal transduction
Molecular function (GO): DNA binding; DNA-binding transcription factor activity
Source: RefSeq, a predicted model, not a curated record